ACGCCUAUUCGCACAACUGAUCUUGGCCAGAUCUUGACCCAUUAACACGGGUGCCGAUGUCAGAGCUGUGUCGCUUGGGGUAUUAAUAGCUGGUAAGCGGGAGCGGGGUUGUGUUGAGCGUACGCGCACUCCGCCUACGGGCCAUUCCACGAGAUCUCCGUGCGCCGGGACGAUGAUUGCGGGAAAAUGACAUCUCGAGGCAUAAGACGGAAGAAAUCCUCACUCUCCGAAGUGAAAGUGGCUGUGAUCGGUGCACCGUCCGUCGGCAAAAGCGCGCUGACGGUUCGAUUUCUCACUAAGAGGUACAUCGGAGAGUACGAUCAUCAACAAGAUAGCAAGUAUAAACACGAAGCUCUGCUAGAUGGCGAACCUAUACUUUUUGAAAUAUUGGACACGUGUCCAAAGAGUUUGGACGAGCUACCUGGCAACGAAAUAGCGCAAUGGGCUGACGGUCUCUUCCUGGUUUACUCAAUCACGGACCGCGAAUCAUUUAACUACGUGCGUCGAGCCAAGCAGAGUCUGCACCCAGAUGUGCCGCUCACACUUGUAGGCAAUAAGGCUGAUAUGGUACAUUUAAGACAGGUGAGUCCAGAAGAAGGUGAAAUAUUAGCGAAAGAUUUUGAAUGCAGCUUCGCAGAAGUAGCUGCAGCAGAACAAGUGAAUCAAGUCGGGGAGGUGUUUCAUGAACUUUGCCGUGAUGUGUUAUCACUCAGGAAACGGGCGAAGCACAGUUUGCUCGACAGAAUGCUCGGCUCGAAGAGCGCAUAUCGAGUCUAUUCCAGAGGGAAAAGUGACAGCGCUUUGCCCAAAGACUAAUUAUAGACAAUAUUAUGUGCAUUUAGUCACGUAAAGUUUGAUAAGUAGAUUGACCUUAUUUUGUGGUUGGUUGAUUAAAUGAUUUCAUUUCA
Molecule: messenger RNA, 908 nt
Organism: Papilio machaon (common yellow swallowtail)
Lineage: Eukaryota; Metazoa; Arthropoda; Insecta; Lepidoptera; Papilionidae
Product: ras-related and estrogen-regulated growth inhibitor
Exons: 5
Coding region: 187-816 (209 amino acids)
Molecular function (GO): GTP binding; GTPase activity
Source: RefSeq, a predicted model, not a curated record